CCCACGUGCAUGCAAAUGGUGCCGACGAUGGAGGCGGGUCCGGGGGAAAGACUGCGAGGGCGCGGAUUCCGAGAGUGCGAGGCUGCCUAAGUAGAGAACUGCCUUUACGGAUUCCGAGAAGCGCGGCCCACUGUUUUGGACACGCUCGCUAUCGUGGCAUGCCAUGCUCUCACUGUCUUGCGGCGCGUUUUCGCGCGAACACUCUUCUGCUCGUUGCAGCGUCUAUUAUUGGAUAAGUUGGUCCAUGUGGUGAUCAGAUCUAUGUGUUGACGAGUAUUUGAACGACCAAUAUCCCUCCUCAAGUCCUCAUACCCCCUGGCAAUGUCCUUCUCGCCUCCCUCUUCUUCCUCGCGUAUCAUUGUCCUGCUGUUUGCUUGUCCUCGUUGCUCGCCGAGUUCCUCGUCGCAUACGGAUACACUCCCAACAACUCCGGAACCAUGAAGUCUGCCACCGCGAUUGCUGCCUUGGUUGGCAUCUCGCUCUAUGUCUUCCCGGGAGCAGCAACGCCACUCCCUAGCAACGCAAGCUCGGCGGUGGCGAGGACCUGCAACCCGCGGUCCCCUGGGUACUGUACCGGAACGAAUUACACCGCAUCGCUCCAGGACACGUACGUGUGCGGCGACAGCAGGCUCGGCCCCGUCGUGCUGCCCACCUAUCUGGAACCGCUCGAGUCCGUGGUCGAGCUCUACGAGCGCUACGGCGGGCUGUGCCCCGGCGAGUUCCUGGCCAAGCAUUGGAAUGCAUCGCAUGUCAACCCCAGGACCGGCAAGGUCGAGCCCAGCUACGAGUACCCUCCAUUCGAAGGCUUUUCGCUCGACGCCCACCACCAGCCAAUGCGGGCCAACUUCACGCUCGAGAACGGGACGUAUGUCGACCGGUUCGGCUCCGAGUCCGGCAACUACACCAGCCCGUUCGGAUCGCCUUACAUUCAACGUUCCCUGCCGCCGAACAGCUUGAACACGCACCUCCCCACAGGCAACGCGUUCAACUAUUAUGUGUACCACGUGAUCAAGCCGUUCAUCGUUUUGGCCGGGCCGGCAGCGCCAUGGUUUGAGAUGCCGGGUCAAGGCGUGCAGUACGAGCUGUACCAGCCCAUCUCCCAGCUCCUCACCACCGCGGACGGCGGGCCGUACUUGGAGCGUGUGGCGAACCCGGAGACGCUGUUGCCGGUUAUUCAGUAG
Messenger RNA from Lasiosphaeria miniovina, 1181 nucleotides. RefSeq lists its product as uncharacterized. NCBI's taxonomy places the organism in Eukaryota, Fungi, Ascomycota, Sordariomycetes, Sordariales, Lasiosphaeriaceae. The record is from RefSeq and is a predicted model, not a curated record. Bases 438 to 1181 code for a protein of 247 amino acids. The transcript is spliced from 2 exons.